Dichomitus squalens LYAD-421 SS1 is the source of this 893-nucleotide messenger RNA. Its product is annotated as peroxisomal biogenesis factor. The transcript is spliced from 5 exons. Gene Ontology annotation, cellular component: peroxisomal membrane. Bases 82 to 822 code for a protein of 246 amino acids. The record is from RefSeq and is a predicted model, not a curated record. Lineage: Eukaryota; Fungi; Basidiomycota; Agaricomycetes; Polyporales; Polyporaceae. Gene Ontology annotation, biological process: peroxisome fission; regulation of peroxisome size.
GCAGUCGCGCAUAUGUACAUUCACACCUCUGCCUCUUUCCCUCACCUUCUCAUUACUCGUAGCACUUUCUAGCUUGGAAAGAUGGCUAGCAUAGCGUCCCAGGUCAUCCUUCAUCCGGUCACGUCUCAGUCGUUGAAGGUGCUCAGCACUACCAUUGGGAGAGACAAGCUUUACCGUGCCAUCCAAUACUUUGCACGUUUCUUCGCAUGGUCGCUCCUCGCUAGAGGCUACAAGAUUCAGGCUGCGCGGUGGGACGCGCUGAAGUCCCAUCUCGCCCUGGGCCGCAAGCUCCUACGGCUGGGCAAGUCCCUGGAGAACGCUCAGGCGGCUCUCCGAGCCAUUUCAGCCCCUGGUGAAACCGGAGAGCGUAUCACUGCAAUCGGAAGGCAGCUGGGCUACUUCGGGUACUUAUCCCUGGACAAUAUCGGUUGGGCGCACUCCAUCAAGUUCUACAACCUAGCUCCAUCGACUGCCCAGAAGAUCAACAAGCGUGCAAUGCAGUUCUGGUUCACUGGGAUAGUGUUCAGCAUUGUUCAUGGACUUCUCAAGGCUGGCCGCCUCGCGAACGAGGUCAAGCAACUUCAGGGCCAGGCAUGGAGUGAGAAGAGUGCGGAAGCGGAGCGCGAGCAUAAGCUUCGCAGCCUCCAGACUGCUCGCGAGGAUGUGCGCUACCAGUUCAUCUUGGACCUCCUUGACGUAUGGAUUCCCGCGACGAACAUCGGUCUGGUCAACUUGAAUGACGGUAUUCUCGGUAUCUUUGGUUUCGUUACCUCCUUGAUGGCUCUGCGCCAACAAUGGCUCGCUGCCGCUGGUAGGAAGUAAAUGAUCUCUGUUUCCGCAGUUGUCUAUGCUCCUGAGUAUAUUAGUAUCAUUCAUACAAUAGAUCGAUUGCG